Messenger RNA from Brassica oleracea var. oleracea, 1264 nucleotides. RefSeq lists its product as uncharacterized. The transcript is spliced from 3 exons. The record is from RefSeq and is a predicted model, not a curated record. Gene Ontology annotation, molecular function: zinc ion binding. NCBI's taxonomy places the organism in Eukaryota, Viridiplantae, Streptophyta, Magnoliopsida, Brassicales, Brassicaceae. The coding region runs from base 374 to 1078 and encodes 234 amino acids.
UCAUCCUUAAAAUGUUUUAAAGAAAGAGACUUUCAUUAACUCAAUAAAAUAUCUACGCAAUGGUAUUUUCGUUUAACUGACUAAAAUCUAGCUGAAGCGUCUUAUCAAAGAAGAAACACAAACUGAAACCGAAGAGCAACAGAUUAGAGAGCAUUUGUAGCGGCGCUCAUCCGUUUCCGGCAAAGGGUUUAGAUUCAAUUGUCUGAUUUAUCAUUCUUCUGAAAUAAAAACGAAACCUUGUUGAGAUUUGUUGUUCUCAGACAUAAAGUUCGUUGCUUUCCUCUCAUUUGUCACUCACCUGGAUCUUGAUUCUGGUAAAGGAACUUGGGAGUUCUUGAACUAAAACCGCUCCUCGUUUGUUUUUGGUGUAUAUAUGAAUGAAAUGGACACGAAAAGUUGUUCAAAAUCGAUCACUGUUUGUGAAAGUUCGAGUGGAUCUGUGCCUGAGGCUGUGAUUGUAGUCUCUGGUCUCAACAGUGACUCUGUCUCAAACCAUGUAUUGAUCGAAGAGCAAAAAGAGAAUGAUUCAAGAAUGGGGAAAGAUGGUGUUGGAUGCAGUAACGUUUCAGCGCAUGCUGUUCACGAGGAAGUUGCAAAUAACGUUACUGCGGUAAGCUGUCACGAGAGUGAUGCUUCAACAAAAGAAAAGGCCAAGGAGUUUCACGUGGUAGAUCUGAGCGGUGAAGGAGAAAGUGAUAACGGGCAAAGAAUCUGCAGGAUCUGUCAUUUUGGUUCUGAUCAAACGCCGGAUAGAGUUUCUGGCAAGUCAGUAAGUGUAGACUUGAUUGAGAUUGGUUGCAAAUGCAAGAACGAGCUUGGCCUUGCCCAUUUUCAUUGCGCUGAAGCUUGGUUUAAGCUCAGAGGAAACAGUGUAUGUGAAAUCUGCGGUUCUUCAGCACUGAAUGUUCCAGUAAGGUUGACGGAGGAGGAGUGGAGCGAAAUAAGGGACGGUACAACGGAUGAAGGAAGAAGACGUGGAAGUGGACAAUCUUGCUGCAUUUUCAUGGUUUUUCUGCUUACUAUCAUUCUGCUUCAUUGGUUUUUCAAGAAGAUGAGUGGUUACUACCAAAACACAUAAAAUUAAUUUGUUAGUUAAUAAGCAUAUAUGUUUGUAACUUGUACAUCCUAUUCUGACCCUAGACUAUAUGGAAACAGAAGAAGAUAGAAUAUAAUUUCUUUAGAUCAAACUCUGGUUAAGAAUUUUAAUAAAUGGCCAAGUCAGAGUUUUUUUUACUCUUCAUUAGUAGAACAAAACCAUUUUCUG